AUGCCUAUGAGCCCGGCCGCCGAGGCUGCUCGUCGCGAGCGCCUGAGUCGAAAUGAUCUUCGACCAUGUUCUCACGAGCAUCUGAGAUCCUUUAUGCGCCUCAGUUGCUUGAGAAAUCCCUCCAUUCCUCGACGAAUUCGAAACCGUUUUCGACGAAUUCGAGUUAGAGGAGCGGUAUUGCUUUCAAAGGCAUAUUCACCAGAGGAGUUGCGCGACUUCAUUAAAGUUAUACUUGCCAUGAUGACCCAGGAUGUUAGGGACACAUCCGAGGGUUACAGUAAUCUCAAUAAUGGGGAUUAUCCUCUCAAUAUGGAAACAACGGAAGACGCAUACGAUGUCGAGAGAUUAGAAAUGGUUUACAAUUAUCUCAAUAAGAUCCUUUUCAACAACACCCUUCCUCCGUUCGAAGAGGUUUUUGAGAUUUUACCAUUAACAAGCCCUGAAUACCUCAGUGGGCAACCUCGCUGGGGCGAGCUCUUCCGCCAGACGCUGCAUGAAUCUCAACAUGCCAUCGACAUAGGCUACACGAUCCGUCUAUACUGCCACGAAGUCCCUGAUGAGGAUCCACUGUCCGCAGCAAUGCUCACAUAUGGCCACCUGCUCGACGAGCUUAUGCGGCAGAUGAUCAAUUUGUUUGUCCACAUGUACGCAUGUGAAGAACAUAGUUUUACUCGUAACGGUGUUGUUCAUCAUGGCAGAAACGCUCGCACACAACUCUACCGUGCCAUUGGGAGAACUAUCGAGAAUGAGCCUGACAACCAAUUGUUCGAGACCUACCUUCCAAGUAUCCUUGGGAGACCACCCGUACCUUGA
Messenger RNA from Glarea lozoyensis ATCC 20868, 813 nucleotides. RefSeq lists its product as uncharacterized. The transcript has a single exon. The record is from RefSeq and is a predicted model, not a curated record. Bases 1 to 813 code for a protein of 270 amino acids. NCBI's taxonomy places the organism in Eukaryota, Fungi, Ascomycota, Leotiomycetes, Helotiales, Helotiaceae.